UAUAAUGGCAUAUCAUUGUAUCCUCAACCGGGGGACGGCUUUGGAACCCAUGGUUUUAACACUGCUAUCUCGAAAAUAUUACAUGGAAAAAACAAAUCUCUUAGAAAAGGCAUAUUUUCUUUGAUAGUAUCUGACACAUAUGACACUUCUCAGAGUGUUCGUUCAAUACUCCUGGAACCUAUUUAUGCAGAAAAUGAAAUAAUCGCUACUUCUUGGACACUUUAUGGAGCACCCAAAGGAUCCUAUAUAAUAGUUCUAGAAUAUGCUGAAUUAGGUGAUUUACGCGAAUAUUUAAAAGAGAAAUUCGCCGAAAUUACGUGGAAAGAAAAGAUUGACAUUAGUAGACAGCAUACAAGAAACAUAGUUCUAUCGAAACGCGAUGAGAAAAUUCGGGCGAUAAUAACUGACUUUGGAAUGUCAAAAGUGUUGUCCCGUGGAAGUUUAACAUUUUCAAUACUGAAAGGAGUGCCAGCAUUCGUGGACCCGACUGUAUUGAAUGAAGAAAAUUAUGAUAAUUUUACAAAAAAGUCUGACGUAUACAGUUUGGGGGUAGUACUUUGGGAAAUUUCGAGCGGAACACCUCCAUUUGAAGGUCAGAUAAAUAUUCUGGCUAUAUUGGGUGGUAAAAGGGAAACUCCGGUACCAGGCACACCAUGUGAGUAUAUAGAAAUCUAUCGAAAAUGCUGGGACGAGGAUCCUAAAAGACGUCCGAGUGUUCAUUAUGUGUUCGAAAGACUUGGUGAGGAAAUUAUGGUUACGGGACCCGUAUUUAAAGGACCGGAAAAAUGCUGUGAGAAUCAUCCUCAUCAUGAAUUAACAUCCAAACGGUUAGAAACAAGAAUCUCAGAAACUGAUUCUAUGUCUUCAAAUGUUUCCGAAUUGCGACUAAUCGAAUUAUUUAAAGAUAUAGAUAAAUUAUGCUCUAACCAAUCAUAUAGUAAGGUGAUAAGAACUUUUAAGCAGAACGCACCUAACCUUGCUGCCAAAUUAAUGGAAUAUAAGGAUAACUCGACUGAGUAA
Messenger RNA from Acaulospora morrowiae, 1020 nucleotides. The record is from the annotation of a GenBank genome assembly. Lineage: Eukaryota; Fungi; Glomeromycota; Glomeromycetes; Diversisporales; Acaulosporaceae.